Messenger RNA from Pteropus alecto (black flying fox), 375 nucleotides. Its product is annotated as 60S ribosomal protein L17-like. Bases 1 to 375 code for a protein of 124 amino acids. Gene Ontology annotation, cellular component: cytosolic large ribosomal subunit; ribosome. The record is from RefSeq and is a predicted model, not a curated record. Gene Ontology annotation, biological process: cytoplasmic translation. Gene Ontology annotation, molecular function: structural constituent of ribosome. NCBI's taxonomy places the organism in Eukaryota, Metazoa, Chordata, Mammalia, Chiroptera, Pteropodidae. The transcript has 2 exons.
AUGGUUCACUAUUCACUUGACUCAGAAACCCCCACAAAAUCAUGCAAAUCAAGAGCAAUGUAUGCCAUUCAUCGUUACAAUGGUGGGGUUUGUGGGUGUCCCCAGGCCCAACAGUGGGGCUGGACGCAGGGUCGGUGGCCCAAAAAGAGUGUUGCAUUUUUGCUGCACAUGCUUCAAAAUGCAGAGAGUAAUGCUGAACUUAAGGGUUUAGAUGUAGAUUCUCUGGUCACUGAGCACAUCCAGGUGAACAAAGCUCCCAGGAUGCAGCGCAGAAUUUACAGAGCUCGUGGGCGGAUUAACCCCUACGUGAGCUCUCCUUGCCACAUUGAGAUGAUCCUCACUGAAAAAGAGCAGACUGUACCCAAACCAGAAUAA